Messenger RNA from Lepisosteus oculatus (spotted gar), 6580 nucleotides. Its product is annotated as TNF superfamily member 15. Lineage: Eukaryota; Metazoa; Chordata; Actinopteri; Semionotiformes; Lepisosteidae. Gene Ontology annotation, biological process: immune response. Gene Ontology annotation, cellular component: membrane. The record is from RefSeq and is a predicted model, not a curated record. Gene Ontology annotation, molecular function: tumor necrosis factor receptor binding.
AAUAAUAAGGAAAUCACAUACUGGGCUGCUGUUCUAUUGAGUUUCCUUUCCCUGCAUUCAGUGGGAUUUGAAGCUGUUCCGAUUCUGGCAGAAGCGUGAAUACUGUGAUUGGAUUUGUUAUUUAUUGAGAGCGAGAUCCGACCCAUGAAUUAUUUUCCUUAUAGCUGCUAACUGACCCAAUGGUCUUGUCAUUAAUAAGCCAGGGCAUUGGAUUCAAUAGCGUGUCUGGGUAACCUGUUCCAUACUCCCACAACCCUUAAUGCAAACCAUUAAUAGUAAAUUAGUGAGUAAGUGAAUCUCACCAGCCAGAGACAGGGAAGAACUCCAGAUCUAGUCCCCACUGGCCUAAUGUGGUUACAAGACAGUUCCCCGUUGGUGAUGACUGUAUUCCAUUUUCAGGAAACCAAGGUAGUGAAGAUGCCCCAUCAUUCUGUCACACUAAAACUGAUUUCAGAUGUACACGUCAUGUUGUAGCAACGAUUUUUAAGCCCAUAGCUGGUCAUCACCUGUUUCUCGGAGCACAAUCUGACUUUCUACCUGUUUCUCUUGAAAACCUCACCCAAUUAAUUCCAGACAUGGUAUCACUCUAAUUUCCUAUAGAUUACUCAAGCUCCUUCACAGUGCUUAAGGUGCUCUCCUGGUUUUGCGUGUUGUGCUGACAAAUAUGGUUUGGAACUCUUUACUUUUUGAUUUUUUCUUAUUGUUUUAAUUAUAACAGAAUUACUUAAAUUUUGUAUUUGGGAUUUUUACUAUUAAUGUUAGCAUAACAGAUGUUUGAUGUAACUCAUUGGCAUGAUGAAGUGUACCUUCAGUCUGCAUUUUUAUCCCCCAGAAUUUAUUUCGCAAUGCCAUCUCACGAAAUCUGGGCCUGCUCACUUUGAAAAAGUUCCCUGCAGUAACACAAGAUUACUCUAAAUACCUAAAUCCCACACAUAACAAAAUAGCCAUUUUUAAGCGUAGUACAGAGACGGUAUUACACGUAAAAUUAUUUGGACAAGAGUCUGAAAAGCGCUCAACCUCUUUGUGUACCGCUUUCAUUGGCAAAAAUAGUUCAAGAAAAAAAAAACACUUUUCCUCUCCCUGCUAUAAAACCGACCAGUCCAGAUGAAUUCCGUGUGUUGAAAAUUUGUUAUUUUUGCUUGAAGUACUGAAAAUAAAUAAUCCCACUUUCAACCUGAAGUGAAGUUUGUGACUUUUAGUGUUUUAGAAUGACGGACUGAUUUGCUCAAAACAGCUUAAAGUAAUAAUUUCUUGAAGCAUUUGGACUUUCUGGAAUCGAGUCUGCAGUUUUCCGUUCGGAAGAACACCCUGGGUUUAGAGUUGGAAGUGGGAUCAUUAAGAAGUAUGAUUCAGUAAAUUCCGGCAAAAAAAAGAGAAUGAAUACAUUCCAAAUAUUUUGUAAUAACUCUAGAUGUGAAAUUUACAACUACCAGAAAUAACUGUGGUAACUGUUGUUUUUUUUUUUUUCAGCUGAAGAGGCACUGUUCGAAAGUACGGAUACUUGUUCUUAACCAAACUGCGUCUCCGGGCCUCUCCGAGCCCGUAGUUGCCAAAAACGUACUCGGAAGAAGACGCCGGUUUUUCCAUCAUUAUCUACAACGUAACCAUCAGCUGUUCCCUAUAUACAAUUCCCUAUAAUUUAACAAAUUAAAUAAAAAAAAACGUUAUGUGUACAAUACAAAACUGUAUUUCCGUGGUUUUCCAACGUAGAUUUCUAAGUACAUUCAACGACGAGGGAGGGCGUUCAUUUGCGACCGGUGACGGUCUAUGCGUAAAAGCGCAUCUUUUCGCCUAACAAUCUCUGCCUCUAAUGUAACCCGUUAACUAAACGCGAAUCAGCCCAAACAAAUGCAAAACGGGCUGUUUCCAGUCACAACCACCCGUGCCACCAUCUCUGCACCACUUAAGGGGCUGGUGUUUUUCUCGUCUGUUCCUUGUCACGGUACAGAAUGGUGCUCCCUGUCUUGUGAAGUACACCAGCUGCGGCCGUGGGACAGCGGCUGGGGCUCUGGGCUAGUUAGAGGAGAGACGUGACACCAGGGUUUGGCUGGGGAUACUUCUGCCAUACCCUGCACUCAGCUUUAAGUUAGAUGCCCAGCUACAGUGGGUACCGGGGCUAUGUUGGAUAUACGCUUCAGCCAAGUAAAUUCUUUGCAACUACUAAUAAUUUGAAGGUUAUGGCCGUAAUGUCAUUAUUCUGUAACUUAUUCUCCGGUCACCCAAAUUGAUCUAGUCGUGUACGCGGAGAGACAGAUUCCUCGUUGGCGAAGGAAUGCUGUUUUCACGUUGGAAGCGGAACUUCUCGGCGCGCUGCGUUGUGAAAGCAGCUGUGAGGCAGCAGGGACCUCCAGCGGCGCAAAUCCUGCUCGCCAGCCUCGACAGAAACCCGAAAGGGAAAAGGGCUGCGGAAAGAAACGAGAGGAGGUUUUUCAGAGGGUGCCGAGUGAAUCAUGCGCUGUUAGAACCGCACUUUCCUUGUAAAGUCUCCGCGGUAACACCCCCUUUCGCUCAUCCAGUUGAGAUCCUGUGCCGUUGUGUAAUGCGCAAAGCGACUUUUAUUAGGGUCGCCCUCUGGGACUUUCCGAUUCUACAUCGCCCAUCGCCGAAAAACAAAAAUGAAUAUUCUGGUUCGUGUUCGUAGGCGGUGCUAAACAAAGAACGCGGGGGAUCUAAUUAGUAUAAAGAGGGGCUCGGUUCGAUGAAGAGGAUAUCGCGCAUCAACACAUUCAAGACUGAGAUACAGUACGUGCUAUUGCUCUCGGCUUGGGCUGCUGCUGAUACGGAGAAACUAUGGAUCGCGGGGCUGACGUGUCGGAGGAGACGAAACUGCAGAUCUUGGAGCACGAAAGAUCUGUGGCCGUGAUAAUAAAUACCUGCAACGAGAUGAAGAGGAGGGACUGUGUCUCUCGUUUUUCCUUGGGCUUUCUGUUCAUCUCUUGUGCGGCUUUCCUGCUCUUCUGUCACGCAACUCAGAGGGAACCCUCUGAUCACCAGACAGCUGCGCAAGUUUCGCAAGGUCCUUCACAACAAAUGGCCUUAUUGACUCCAUCUCCUAAGAGAUCUAUGCCAAAAGCUCACCUGACUGCCAAAAUGGAGACGACCGCCAAACUGGAGAACAUCCUGCCGUGGGAAUCGAACCUGGGCAAUGCCUUCACGGACAGCGGGUUUGCGUACACCGACAACGCCCUGCUCAUCCCUGAAUCGGGACGGUACUUCGUCUACGCUCAAGUCACCUUCAGAGCCCUGAUGCACGAUCAUGGGAAGAGGGGCUGUGAGCCGGUGAGGUUGAGUCAGACCAUCAGCAAGAUGACCAAUGGAUACCCUACACCUUCAGAUCUCAUCACUUCUUUUAAGACUGUGGAAUGUGGCAGCGACACGUGGAUGAAGAGCCUGUAUUCUGGAGCUGUGUUCUUACUGGAAAAAGGUGAUAAGCUGAUGGUGCUCGUCAACAAUAUCACCUUGGUCGACUUCACUGAUGAAAAGAAAACCUUCUUUGGGGCUUACUUGCUUUAAGUCAGCUUAGGGGUGGGAUAAGGAGGGGGUUCAAUGUGAAAAUGGUUGGGGUAUUUCAUGAUGUCUUUUAUUUAUUUUUGGGGGGGUGGGGUAGGAGGCUUAAGGAGGAUACAAAACCACUGCAUUUUCUGUUAGUUAGGACAACACUUUAACAAGACGGGCAAGAGCUUCGCCUUCCUUACAUUACCAAAAAUGAGGCCUGUGAUCUGAGAUUACAGGGAUAUAGUCUGUACAUUGGACAUUUCAGUCAAAGUGAUCAGAUGAUCAGAUUUAUUACCAGAUUUUCCAAGGUAGUAUUUUGCUACAAUGUGGCAUAUUUACAAGCCCAUGUAAACCCGAUGGACUGCAUGCGGUGCUUAAAAACAAAAUAAAAGAUUGGUACAAUUUUUAGUAUCCUGGCACAGUAAUUCAUGUGAUCCUGAUUUUUCUAAUAUUUUAUAUUUUGUUCAGUGUAACACAGUCAGGUGAAGGCUGGGCCUGGUCAAAUACUAGGAAGGCCUGAUGGCUGCUUGAAGUGGUGUUGUUGUACCAGCCCUCCCUCUGGAUCAGAAUUUCCAAAACUAAUGCACCAGUAAGGUGAUGAGGGACACUGUACUGCAGGAGGUGUCAUCCUUCAAAUGAGAUGGCAAACCAAGGUCCUGACUUCUUGGUCGUUAAAGAUCACGUGGUACUGUUCGAAAGAGUAAGGGUUUUAGCCCACUCUGGGCUCGUAAACUCUGAUCUACCUACAGAAAACUAAGGGAAUGGCUUCUCAGCUACCCAUCUGAUCUGCUGGGAAGUGUGAGCACUGUGCAUCACCCAGACUAGUGCCGCAGUUCAGAGGGUGGAUGGAGUGAGUUGCCCCCUGCAUGCAAAACACUUGAGAUUGAAAAGUGUCAUAUCAAAUUGCAAUUUGGGAUUAAUUUGGGAAAAUCUGCACUAAAAACUGAUGGGUUCAGUUUGCACUAGAGGCAGCUGACGUGUAGAAAGUCAUAGCCAAAGUUGGCAGCUCUUCAUAUGUAUGAUUUGGUCUGAUCCCCUGAGCUAUUACGUGUGAUUCAACAGAAUGCCAAUUGAAUUCACUUCUUUCCAGAGGGGUACAGCAAAACAGGGUUCAUGCAGGUUUCUAUCGCAUGUUUUGUUAUCAAAACGUAUUUUCUCGUUUUCAGCGAAAAAACCUUUUUGAUGUCGAUGUCGAACCUUUGAUGCCAGAAUGUGGUUUUUAUUCUACAUAUAUGCAAUAUACACUGCACCCAAGGGGCGUUAGGUGAAGCAUUACUGUGGGAUGUGGGACUAUUUAUUCAAUAACUAUACAAGUACCCGGGUUAUUAGAGGCUGAAAAACAACAUUCCAUGGAUCAGCAAAUUGACACAUCGAAUGUUUGUCCCUGGCUUAUAAAUUGCUAGAAAAAAAAAUCAAAAUAAACCUAAAAGCAAAAUAGCCAAUCUAGUCCUUGUAUCAUGACACUAGAUUUCAAGAUUCUUUUGACCUAGAAGAAGAACCCUGGUACUUGUCUAUCAAUAGCAUACUCUAUUUAAGAAGAUAAGUAUCUUAAUUUGCGCAUAUAUCAAUCUUUGUGAUGGUUUGUUUGCUAUUUAAUAUGCAAAAAAAAUGAUUCUAGUGCUGUUAGACCGUUCUGUUAGUAGGUCAUCUCCAUAUCUGAGCCACAGAGCUAGAAGGCUAGAGCUUAUUCUGGUUUCCAGGAUGUUAAGUGGACAAGAAAGCACAUGCGUCCCCUUCUCUGCAGGGAUGACCCCCAGAAAUUCUGAGCGGACUGGAGCAACUAGGGUACAGGACGCCCUGUUCUGUUAGCCUAGGAAUGAACUUUGACUUUUACCAUUAUCUCUGUCUCUUGGCAGUCCCACAGCAGAAAUCUCUCAGGAAUGAUGACUGCUGCUUAUAUGUAUUGCCAGGAGUUUGAAGGGCAACAUUGCAGACAGAGUCUUUGUAGUAGACUUGUAGUAGACUUCCCAACAGAAAGACCUGAGUGUCGCUCUUGCAGAGAAGAGAGGACAGAGAUGUUUCUUACCGGUCGAGCUCUCUGAAGUCAUAAAAUGAAUGUGACAGAAAACCCAGCCAGUAGUUAGAAAGGUUCUCUUUUUUAAAAAUAGUAUUUAUUGAGUAUUAAAGUAUUUGUUGAGUUGACGAUUGUGUAAAUAGAUAUGUAAAAAAAAGUAAAGUAGAUGCAUGUAAGGAAAACAUAGCAGCAGUUUGGUUGCAUAAUGUUUGUGACUUUAAUAUUACAGGAAUUUGGGAGGGAUAUAAAUGUGGAGAUAUUUAUAGGAAGAUAACUACUCCCUAUUCAUAUUUGUUCUGUAACUGACUCCAGUCAAUUUUGAAAGUAUGAUAACAAUGACUAAUGCAGUAGUUUAAUGAUAUCUGCACAACCUAAUUCUCCCUGCGUAAUUCAGCACUUUGCCUGAGACUACUCAGUGUCCUGAAUUUAAAAUUUGCACAUCAUAAAAUGUGGGUCCAGAAGAGGAGAGACAGUUGUGCUUUCUGGAAACCCGUUUGCACAGGCCAGUGCUGUGACAUUGUGUGUUGUCUGUGGCAGAGAUGUGGCUUGAGCCGAGAAGCCUUGAUUGUGGUUCCACAUGUAAUGAACAGUCUCUUUGAAUGCACUUAAAUGAUUUGGAAUAAAUGUGCACACACAAAUAUCCUCCAUAUAUUUGGAUACAUAUAGCUAUACAUAUUCAUGUUCUACUGAGUGAACUACCUUCUAAACUUUAGAGGACCUCAUUUUAAAUUUUGCACGUGCCAUCCUUCCACAUCUGAAAAAACAUUUAUGAGAAUGCAGCUGCUGUACUAGGUGGUAUGUUGAUAUGAUGACAAUGUCUGUAAUGCCUGACAUUAGGUGUCAAGUGCUGUGGUGGCCACAAUUAUGUAAUAGUUUGAUUAAUUUACAUUCAAUGUUUAAUGCUUAGAUGUAAGUCACGUUUUAUAUUAAAACAGUUGUAGAGUACAGUACAAUGUACUGUGCCCAAUUGCAAUAAUAUUACUAUGUAAAUGUGGAGUAAUUGUUUUGUGUGGUAGGAUUCUAUCAUUUAUGAUUAUAUUUGUUAUUUAAUAAAAUAAUAAUAUUAAAAUA